CCCCUCUGUCUUCUGCUGUUACACUGAAAAGAAAAGGGGCAAGAAAAAGGAAGCAUAGCAGACAGAGAGAGAAAGAGAGAGAGAGAGAGAGAGAGAGAGAGGGACAUCGAAGUACGCGAUCGAAUCCUCUUUUUAAGCCCACUUUGCCGCCUCUCUCUCUAGUAUUUUUCAAUGUAACUCGAGUCUCGGAUGGGGCGAAGAAGGAGAAGAAGACGAUGACGAUGAUGUCGAUGAAGAAGUAGGGAUAGUGGUCUUCCAGGAUAUCAACUACAAAUGCGAGUUCUUGACUGAGAUCUAGCACGAUCCGCUCCGAAGCAGUGCAGUUCGCUGCAUAGCAAGCCGGUUCUGCGUUCUUCUUCUAUCAAGAUCUCUCCGGCUUGAAUCCGGAGCAACCUUGUUCUAAAUCAAGAAUCGUAUCUGAGGAAAGGUUGGGCGAGCGAGGGUCCUAAAAUGGAGCAGUAUGAGGUUUUGGAGCAGAUAGGGAAGGGCGCUUUUGGGUCUGCUCUACUGGUGCGGCACAAAGUUGAGAACAAAAGGUAUGUCUUAAAAAAGAUCCGUCUAGCUCGCCAGACUGACCGGACCCGUCGGUCUGCCCACCAGGAGAUGGAGCUUAUUUCUAAAGUAAGAAAUCCAUUUAUUGUGGAAUACAAAGAUUCCUGGGUUGAAAAGGGCUGCUAUGUGUGCAUUGUAAUAGGUUAUUGUGAGGGAGGUGAUAUAUCUACUCACAGGGCUGAAGUUAUAAAGAAGGCCAAUGGGCAUCUUUUUCCUGAGGAGGUUGUUUAUAUAGACAACAGUCUAGUGUACUUCUGUAAAAUAAAUGUUUCCUUUCUGCAUAUGUUUGUAUGCAUCCUCAAUAUUUUUUCUGUCAACUGCAAUCAGAAGCUUUGCAAGUGGUUAGUCCAGCUCCUUAUGGCACUUGAUUACUUACAUAAGAAUCAUAUUCUUCACCGUGAUGUUAAGUGUUCAAACAUAUUUCUUACAAGAGAUCAAAGCAUACGUCUUGGUGACUUUGGGCUUGCUAAAAUUUUAAACUCAGAUGAUCUGGCAUGUUCUGUUGUUGGAACUCCUUGUUAUAUGUGCCCAGAACUUCUUGCGGACAUACCUUAUGGUUCUAAGUCUGAUAUCUGGUCUCUAGGCUGCUGUAUCUACGAGAUGACUGCUUUAAAGGCUGCAUUCAAAGCUUUUGAUAUGCAGGCUUUGAUAAACAAAAUUAACAAGUCCAUAGUGGCUCCUUUACCAAGUUCAUACUCUGGUGCAUUUAGGGGACUUAUUAGAAGCAUGCUAAGAAAAAGCCCGGAACAUAGGCCAAGUGCUGCAGAACUACUCAAGCAUCCACAUCUUCAACCUUAUGUGCUCCAAGUCAAUCUAAAGUCUAGCCCUACACGGAAUAUGCUUCCUAUCCACCAAGUUACAAGCAAUCACAUCAGAAAAAUUAGAUUUCAAGAUGAUGAAGACAAUUUCAUGUACAGGAACAGGGAGAAAAGAAAUUCUUUAGGCAAUGAGAGGAUCUUGAAUCUGAACAAGACUGUGGAGCAGGACUCCCUAAGUUCAACUCAGACUAUUAAAGAUUUCCCCAUUUAUCUGAACCAAAGAAUAAAGCAUCUUUCACUUGGUAGCAGUCAAGUUGGGGAGAGUGUUAUUGACAAAGGAAUCCAUGAGAAGCGCUCAAGUACCCUGAAGACCCCAAGAUAUGCUCCUAAAACCUUCACAACUCCGAUGAUGCAAGUAGAGUCCUCAAAGGCAUUGCACCCUGGACCAAAGAGUGAACCGCUUGCAUCACGAACUCCAGCAGAUAGAACUGGUCAGACCACUCGAAGAGCAUCUCUUCCUUUGCUUACAUCUGAAACCCGUCCUAAAUGCAAUCUCAACAUUCUCCAUCGAGUGGAAUCCCCUGAUGUGUCAGUCAACUCCCCUCGAAUAGACAGAAUUGCAGAGUUCCCAUUAGCCUCAUCUGAAGAUCCCCUUUUCUCUUUCCAUAAGCUCUCUUCAGCUCAUGGCUCUUUCUCAGCCACUCCGAACUCUGGAGACCGUUCCAUCACCAAAGACAAAUGUACCAUCCAAAUCUUCCGAACUGAAGGUGACAAUGGGAGUGAUUCUUCUGAUCGAAAUCCUACAGCUGCAGAUGCUUCAAGCCGAGGAUCAUCAGAAUCAAGGCAACGGAGGUUUGACACCUCAUCUUACCAGCAGCGUGCAGAGGCCUUAGAGGGAUUGCUCGAAUUCAGUGCUCAGUUGCUGCAACAGGAGAGAUAUGAAGAGUUAGGGGUCUUAUUGAAGCCAUUUGGUCCUGAGAAGGUCUCCCCUCGAGAAACUGCUAUUUGGUUAACAAAGAGCUUUAAAGAAACUAUACCAUAACUCCAUGUCUUUGCCCUCAUGUACCAUACUUUUGACACUCAGGUCUCAAAAUUCCUGCAUCGGUUUUGUGAUGUGAGAUAGCUCUAGCACAAUAGGCUGACAAUUUAGGUUGAGAUUAGCUGCUGAUUCUCUUCGAACAAUGCAUGUAUUACGGAUUUCAAUAUUAUCAUGGCCUUUUUACCAUCA
Molecule: messenger RNA, 2538 nt
Organism: Musa acuminata AAA Group (dessert banana)
Lineage: Eukaryota; Viridiplantae; Streptophyta; Magnoliopsida; Zingiberales; Musaceae
Product: serine/threonine-protein kinase Nek2-like
Exons: 14
Coding region: 451-2352 (633 amino acids)
Biological process (GO): protein phosphorylation
Molecular function (GO): protein serine/threonine kinase activity; ATP binding
Source: RefSeq, a predicted model, not a curated record